GAUUCAAACUCUCAUCCCACCGGAACUGCAUGAUAUCCUCAUCCCAAUACCACCAGCAAAAAAGUCAUCACGCUGCAAUCUCAACAGACGACUGACUGGUAGAGUGUUAACGCACUCUGAAGUAAUGGAAGAGAUGCGGUUGAAAGAGAAAGAAAAGAAAGAAAAGGAAGAAAAGAAAGAACGAAGGAAAGAAGAGAUGAAGAAGAAACGCGAGGAGAAGGAGCAGAAAGAGUUGGAAAAGAGGCUGCAGAAAGAAAAAAAACAAGCCGAGAGUGUAAAGAAGUUGGCAGAAAAGGAAGAGAGAAAACGAAAGAGACAGGAGCUUGCGGAGGCAAGGAAGAAACAACGCAUAGAAGGGAAAGAAAACCAGCGCCCUACUAGGCCACGAGACGUAAGAGAAGGUUCCAGUCGUAGCCGUCCCGUGAAGCCGCCGUCGUGGUAUGCAGAAUACGAAAUGGGCCAGGGAGAAGAUGAAGAAGCAGAGUAAAGAAGAUUCUAGUGUACCCUUAAAUCCACACGAUUGAUAGCGUUCCUCUCACGCCUAUGAUCGGUUUACAGAAUUGAAAACUUCAAUUUUUGGAGUAAAGAUUUUGCUGUUUGUAGACCGUAUUCGCUUGUUCAGUAGGACUGCAAGGUCGUCAGAAUUCAGUACGGGGAGUUUUGAUCUUCUGUAUUAAGGUCUGUAACAGUUCCAAGUUCUUAUCUCAGCUAUGAUAGAAAUCUAAGAUGAACAAGUUCACAAUGUUCGUAUGUGCACGGAUCUAUACAUGGAACCGUUUCCGCCUUUCACCGUAAACGUGUAACGUUACAUCCUAUCACUACCAGUGCCCUCAGUGCGGCGAAAACUGUUAUUAUCGUAUCGUUUAGCUAUCUAUUUCAUUACAUCGAAAAAUGUUUAAGAUAUACCUGUUAACAAAAGUUUGUAUUAAUGUUCUUCCACUACGAGCAAAAUACUGAGGCGUUUGGGCGUAACGGUAGGUUUCAAGCGUAAGAUUCUGCAGGUCAAAUAAACAGACUGUCAGAUAUACUGUUACCGUAGACUCACACUAGUGCGAGUGUUCAGUGCUUUAUUUCUUCGGUAAAUAUCAUUAUAGGGCUGGUUUUUCAGACGUUAGCCUAAAAAGAAAAGACAAAAGGCAGACCACAAUUGUGGCGGCGUGUGUGUCAUGCUAAAACUAGUAACAAAAUUUCCUAAAGCCGUCUCUUGACAGUCAGCAAUAUUACGUGCUAGAAGAUAAAAACAUCAAGUACCAUAAUUGCAGACUGUCGUUGUUGAUCAAGAAGAUCGUUAUGUACCUGGGACA
Messenger RNA from Branchiostoma floridae (Florida lancelet), 1304 nucleotides. Its product is annotated as protein PXR1-like. The coding region runs from base 125 to 487 and encodes 120 amino acids. NCBI's taxonomy places the organism in Eukaryota, Metazoa, Chordata, Leptocardii, Amphioxiformes, Branchiostomatidae. The transcript has 2 exons. The record is from RefSeq and is a predicted model, not a curated record.